Candidula unifasciata is the source of this 1101-nucleotide messenger RNA. The record is from the annotation of a GenBank genome assembly. Lineage: Eukaryota; Metazoa; Mollusca; Gastropoda; Stylommatophora; Geomitridae.
AUGGCUGAGAAUCAAACAAUUACCGCAGCUAGGCAGGAAAUGAUUGUUUAUUGCAAACAUUUACCGGAUAUCAUAUCAUCUUUGAGCACACCCACUUCAGGUGAUGAUGGUAAUAAGUUGAUGUGCCAGGAGAAGUGCUCAAGCCUUUGUAAACACAUUAGUGGUUACAGUUCAGAAAUGAUGACAGAGGCAGCUGUGCAUGAAUGUUUACAGGCCAUUGCUAAGCUUGUGUUGGAUCUAACUUUUAUGGAAGAAAAAAUACUAAUAGAUGAGGAUUUUUCGAGCAAAUCUUCCUUUUACAGAGUUUGCAAUAUCAUUGAUACUUUACAAAGUGUGGUGGACUUAGCUAAUCGUACUGUUCAAGAUAAGCCAGUUGCAGAUGUACUAAGCUCAGAAAUCAUGGAGUGCUUACAGUGGAGGAAGGGAGCAUUGCUGUACAUGUACUGUCACACAAUUAACACACAGUUUUCUUCAGAAAGUUUGCCAUUUUACUUCAGUCAGUGCUUAGAGGAUGGCAUAAAGUAUCUUACUUCUGUGUUUUGUACUGGAUCUCCACCAAAAUGGCUAACUGGUGCCAUGUUAAAGAAAGCAGAAAUUGAUUCUGAAGAAGAAGCAGAGGAUAAAGCUGGCAUGUUGUUGGCUCAAGGAAUACUCAGUGACACGCAUCUCCUGGCCUUGAUGUACUGUGGUGAACUGUGUUACUGGCAUACCAAGCUACAUAGACCAAACGUGCAUAAACAUGAGAAUAAAACAAAGUCAGAUCAGUCACUUAAUGAUGCAUUUGAUGUCAGCUCUGUGGAAAGAAACUUUUCGAAAGAUUGUUCUCAAAUAAAUAAAUCACCUAGCUCACAUGACUCAUUAGUUGCUAGAGAAUCACUAAAAUUUGGCAGUUCCUGUGCUUUUUAUCCAGUCUCGGAGAAAUGCCUUACAUCUCCUUUAAGUAUUGCUGCUCAAAGUACUGAAACUAAAAUAGACAUUGUAAAAAUUGGAAAGUUAUGUUUGGAAAAUUAUGUAAGUGCAGCACAUGGGCCGUUAGUAAUUGGAGGCUGGAAAACAACAAAAGCUGAAGAAAUCCUGCAAUAUUUGUAUAAUCUAAAGUGA